Piliocolobus tephrosceles (Ugandan red Colobus) is the source of this 4690-nucleotide messenger RNA. RefSeq lists its product as uncharacterized. The transcript is spliced from 2 exons. The coding region runs from base 180 to 662 and encodes 160 amino acids. The record is from RefSeq and is a predicted model, not a curated record. Lineage: Eukaryota; Metazoa; Chordata; Mammalia; Primates; Cercopithecidae.
UUCCUCCCGACGGGCUGCAGGGACAGUGAACUGUACUGCCCGCCCAGGCAACCCGGAACCAGGGUCCUGCCCCACGGCAGAAUCGGGGGGGCCUUGGGUCUGGCGCUGUGUGCUCACCACCUCUCAGGGUGGGACUCCUGGCUCCUGACUAUCCUGACCUUCUUCUUGCCACUGGGCCCAUGAUGGGGGUCCCCAACUUUCAAGAACACAGGGGAUGCGCGUUCUCAGGAAAACACGUCCCCUCGCCAGGCCCCUGGGAACAGUCACAACCACGACGCCUGUCCCCGAAGCGCCCGCGCGGCUCCACGGGGCUCCAUGUUGUCACCCACUGGAUCCUGGACGCCAUCAGCCCGCAGCACGGUUUCCAGACCACAGAAACCGCCUGUUGGGGUGCGGGGCGUUCCACGUCCCCUCGCAGCGCCCCGCUGGGCUUCUGGGCCGCCCCACCCCCACCCCGCGCCCUGACGCUGACGUCACUGGCCGAGCCGACUAGGAGCCGCCGCCGCCCGAGAGUCACGCGCGCCUCCCGGCUGGACGCGCCCUCUGCAGAGAUCCCUCCGCCGCCGCCUGGAAUUUUCCAGACGUCCUGCCGGCCCUUCUUUCGGGCCUCGUCGGGGCGUGGUGACCUGAGGCGACCCCGGCGGCUCCCGUCGCCCACUUAGGAGGGCGCCCCCGCCCACUUCUUCCCGAGCCCCUGUCUCUGGGAAGCGCGCCCCGCCCGACCCCGACAUCACCCAGGAAGAAAGUCUUCUCCGUCAUGGCAUCCGCCUUCCAAAUGUCACUUUGAGCUCUGUCCGCGAUCCCAAAAAGCACUGCUAAGGAGAAGCGGGGAUAAACUGGGGUCCUUGCGUGGGAGGCGCCUGGGAGACCAUGCACCGCCCGGGUCGUCUGCCCGGGCUGGGUCGGGGAGGGACUUUUUUUCCGGUGGCCGUGGAGGAAUCGUUCCGUUGAACAGUGACCCCGGUGAUGCGGCCGAGGGCUAUAAAAGCAAAAGUUGUGGCAGGUCCAGCAGAAGUUAGUGAUAGGGAGGGAGGCGCGCUUGGGUGUAGUUGUGUGGGAGGAAGUGGCCAGUUCAGGGCCUCGGGACAGACAGAGAGAGAUGAUUGAGUUAGAUGAGACUGGGGGGACAGGGGGUGCGAGAAGGAAGCUUGACAAGGAGACUAGGUCUGAAAAAACCACAGUGGGGCAGGCUGCGUGGAAAAUGCCCGCAGGAACCCCCAGAGAGGACAGCCAUGCUCCAGGCCAGGCUGUCCCUACUGCCUGCUGGAGGGGGAACUUGACAUCUGGGAGGGCGCCGCUCUUGCAUGGCUGACCGAGCCCCCGUGCGUUGGUCUGUGUGGAAGGAGGAAGGCAGGGAGAGGUAGAAGGGGUGGAGGAGCCAGGAGGAAUGGGCCGCUGCGGCCCUGGAAAUGAUCAGGAAGGCAGGCAGUGGGUGCAGGCCUGCAGAAGGGCCGGGAGGGCCGAGCUUGAACUUGUCCAUGCCAGCAGCCCCUUUUUUUCCAGACCAAGGGCUGUGAACCCGCCUGGGGAUGAGGUCUGGUCUUGUGGAACUGAACUUAGCUCGGCGGGGCUGACCGCUCUGGCCCAGGGUGGUAUGUAAUUUUCGCUCCCAGGCCGGGCCCAGCCUGGUGGAGUGUCCACGUCUGGGUGCGAAGCCAGGCCCCUGGGCGGAGGUGAGGGGUGGUCUGAGGCGUGAUGUGGAGUUAAGGCGCCAUCCUCACUGGUGACUGGUGCAGCACCUAGCAUGUUUGACAGGCGGGAACUGCGUGGCACGCAGCUCGGGUGUUGGGACAACAUUGACGAACGCUUUGUUUUCCAGGUGGCAGUGCUCCUUUUGGACUUUUCUCUAGGUUUGGCGCUAAACUCUUCUGUGAGCUCACUCCACCCCUCCUCCUCCCUUUAACUUACCCAUUCACUUAAAACAUUACCUGGUCGUCUGGUAAGCCCGGGACAGUAGCCAAGUGGCUAUUGGAGUCGGUAUUGUUGGUAAUGGUGGAGAAAGGCCUUCCCGCUGAGGCUGGGGUGGGGGGGAUCGAUGUUGCUUGCCUGCAGAGAGGGUGGGGAGUGAAUGUGCACCCCUGGGUGGGCCUGCAGCCAUCCAGCUGAAAGUCACAAAAAUGCCUCAUGGACGGUGGUUUGUUACUAUAGUGUUCCUCAUGGCGAGCAGAUGGAACCGGGAGACAUGGAGCCCUUGGCCAGUGUGAGUCCUAGCAGUGCAGGAGGGGAGACCCUGGAGGAGAGAGCCCGCCUCAAUUGAUGCCUGCAGAUUGAAUUUCCAGAGGCUUAGGAGGAGGAAGUUCUCCAAUGUCAUGUUUCCAGGCCUUGCUGGGGAAGCCCUGUAUUCAGGAGGCUACCAUUUAAAGUUUUCAGAUGAGCUUAUGGGGGGCAAUCUUAAAAUAUCCCUGCUCCGGUUCGAGGGGCCAUCAGCUUUGAAUAAAUGCUUGUUCCAGAGCCCAUGAAUGCCAGCAGGCACCCCUCCUUUCCUGGGGUAAAGGUUUUCAGAUGCUGCCUCUUCUAAAUUGAGCCUCCGGUCAUACUAGUUCUGUGCUUGGAACCUUGCUUCAAGAAGAUCCCUAAGCUGUAGAACAUUUUAACGUUGAUGCCACAACGCAGAUUGAUGCCUUAUAGAUGGAGCUUGCAGAUGGAGCCCCGUGACCUCUCACCUACCCUCUCUGUUUGCCUGCCUGCCUGUGCGUUGCUCGGAGAAGUUCUUAGCCUGAUGAAAUAACUUGGGGUGUUGGAAAGCUGUUUAAUUUUAAAUGCCUUAGACGGGGGAUGUAUUAGAGGAAGCAGAUUGUCAAGAGUGUCAUUGUGUUAUGCUAAACUCUGGGAGGGUACAAGUUGGUCAUUCCCAAAUGUGUGUGUGAGAAAUGGCAGGUCUAGUUUGGGCAUUGUGAUUGCAUUGCAGAUUACUAAGAAGGGAAUGGUGGGUAUACCGGUAGUGCUCUUUUGUUCUUGCUUCGUUUUUUUACACCUGAACUUCGUUAGAUUUCAUAAUGCUUUUUUGGUAUUCUAAUAAGAGGACCCUGAGGUGGGAGUUGUGGGAGAUGGGGAGAAGGGGACAGCUUGGCAUUGGUCACAUGGGAGUUGCAGUGUGGGGGAUGGGGGUGUGCAGCUUGGCACUGGGAUUGGGAGGGAUGAGGGUGAAGAAGGGGAAGAGGGUUGGUUAGGUAUAUAGUGUGGGUGGUAGGAAAUGCAGGUUGAAGGGAAUUCUCUGGGGCUUUGGGGAGUUUUGUGCGGUGGGUAAGCCAAGAAAAUGCUAAUUAAUAAUAGUAAGUUAGUGUUGGUUAAGUUGUUGCUUGGAAGUGAAAAGUUUCUUAGCUUUCCCAACGCUUAGAACUUUAAGUGCAAAAAAAAAAGAAAAGAAAAAAACCCAAAACAAAAUUAUUUUGCUUUGCGGCAAGGUGGGGAAGACUGAAAAAGUGUAACCGAAAACAGAUGACACAGUCACCCGUUUUCCGAGAACCACAGGGAGGGGUGUAUGAUGCCAUCUCACAGGCAGGGCAAGUGUCUUUACCAACUUCCUCCUGGUGACCAAGGCAGCCUGUUUUAGAGGGUUGUUUUGUUUGGGGUGUGGGUGUUAUCAAGUGAAUUAGUCACUAGAAAGAUGGGUGUCAGAUUUGCAGACGCAGUAGAUCAGCAUCCUUCGCUGCCCCUUAGCAACUUAGGUGGUCAAUCUGAAGCUGUGAAGGUGUGAUUUUUCAGGAGCUGGAAGUCUUAGAAAAGCCUUGUAAAUGCCUACAUUGUGGGCUUUUGACAUAUUUAAGGGACCGCUUAAGACGAGAUUAGAUGGGCUCCUCUGGAUUUGUAACUCAUUUGUCACAGAUACCUUGUGAUUGAAAAUCAUGAGUGAAGUGAAAUUGCAGUGCAUUUCAAGGGAAUUUUGUAUGUAAAUCGUGCCUUAGAAACACUUCUGUUGUCUUUUCUGUGUUUGGUCCAUAUUAAUAAUGGCAAAAUUUUUGCCUACCUAGUAUCUUCAAAUCGUAGUCUUUGUAACAAGAACCAAAUAACCUUUUGUGGUCACUGUAAAAUUAAUACUUGGUAGCAGACAGAAUCCAUGUACUUUUGCUAAGGUUAGAAUGAAUAAUUUAUUGUAUUUUUAGUUUGAAUGUUUGUGCUUUAUAAAUGAUCCAAGACUAGAGGGGAAACUAUCACCUAAAAUCCGUGUGGAAAACGAGCUAAAAAGGAAAGGGGAUGGGUAUUAUGGGGAGGGAGUGGGUGAGGUGCCUUUACUACAUGUGUGAUCUGAAAACCCUGCUUGGUUCUGAGCUGCGUCUAUUGAAUUGGUAAAGUAAUAUCAAUGGCCUUUUAUCAUUUCCUUCUUCCCUUUAAAUUUCACUUACAAUUUUUAAAAUCAUGGUUAUUUUUAUCCUUGGGAUCUUUCUGUCUUCUGAAUUCUGUUUUUUAAAUGUUUAAAAACAUGUUGACAUGGUAGUUUAGUUCUUAACCAGUGACUUGGGGAUGAUGCAAACAAUUCCUGUUGUUGGGAUUUAGAGUGUAUUACUCAUGCAUGUAUGGGGAAAUAGUCUCCGGUAUGCUGUUGUGAAAUUGAAACUGUAAAAGUAGAUGGUUAAAAGUACUGGUGUGUUGCUCUGUAUGGUAAGAACUAAUUCUGUUACGUCAUGUACGUAAUUACUAAUCACUUUUCUUCCACUUUACAGCACAAAUAAAGGUUUGAGUUCUAAACUCA